Molecule: messenger RNA, 1626 nt
Organism: Arabidopsis arenosa
Lineage: Eukaryota; Viridiplantae; Streptophyta; Magnoliopsida; Brassicales; Brassicaceae
Source: the annotation of a GenBank genome assembly
CCGUCACCUCUGCAUUCUUCAACAUCUGUGUUUUUUACCUGAAAGUGAAACCAAAGGUGUAACCUUUAUCUGAAGUUUGUGAAACCCUCAAGAGAGAUUGAUGCCAAUUUAGCAGAGAUAGAUAGAUAUGGCGAGGCCAACGGGGAAGCAGAAUUAUGGGAGAGUUGUGUUAGUUUCAUGCCUCGCUCUUUUAGCCGCCGGACUUGUUGCAGACUUCCUUUGGGCUUCUUCUCAUCGUUUCUCCUCCAUUGGAAUGUCUCUUCCCUCCUCCGUUACCACUGUGAUCGGACAACUCCCUCCUAAUUCCAAUGGUAAAGACACUGGGAAGAAGAAGGAUAAAGUUCGGGAGAGGAAACUUUCUGCAACGUUUCAAGAUUUAGCUGCUCCUGAACUUAAAUGGGAGAAGAUGGCAGCUGCUCCUGUGCCUCGUCUUGAUGGAGCUGCGAUUCAGAUUAGGAAUUUUCUAUAUGUGUUUGCUGGUUACGGCACCAUUGAUAUUGUACAUUCCCAUGUUGAUAUAUACAAUUUCGUCGAUAAUACAUGGGGAGGAAGAUUUGAUAUGCCAAAAGAGAUGGCACAUUCACAUUUAGGGAUGGUUACGGAUGGGAGAUAUAUCUACAUUGUAACUGGUCAAUAUGGUCCUCAAUGUAGAGGGCCUACAGCUAAAACAUUUGUGCUUGACACUGAUACAAAUACUUGGAGUGACUUCGUUCCUUUGCCAGUUCCUAGGUAUGCUCCAGCUACUCAGCUAUGGAGAGGAAGACUCCACGUGAUGGGUGGAAGUAAGGAGAAUCGGCAUACACCAGGGCUUGAACACUGGAGUAUUGGAGUAAAAGAUGGGAAAGCAAUGGAAAAGGAGUGGAGAAGUGAAAUUCCAAUCCCUCGUGGAGGACCUCACAGAGCAUGUGUGGUAGUGGAUGACCGGCUUUUUGUCAUUGGAGGUCAAGAAGGUGAUUUUAUGGCUAAACCAGGAUCUCCUAUCUUCAAAUGCUCACGCCGUAUGGAGGUGGUGUUCAGUGAUGUCUACAUGCUGGAUGAGGAAAUGAAGUGGAAAGUUAUGCCAUCGAUGCCAAAACCCGAUUCCCAUUUUGAAUUUGCUUGGAAAGUUGUUAACAACUCCAUUGUAAUCGUUGGAGGCACCACAGAGAAGCAUCCUGAAACCAAAAAGAUGGUCCUUGUUGGUGAAAUCUUCCAGUUCAACCUGAAUACAAUGAAAUGGUAUGUGAUUGGAAAGUUGCCAUACCGUGUGAAGACUACGCUGGUUGGGUAUUGGGAGGGGCAGUUAUACUUCACCUCGGGGCAACGAGACAAAGGGCCAGAUGAUCCCGCACCGCGUAAGGUGAUGGCAGAUAUGUGGAGAACCAAACUGAUAUUGAAUCCAUGAAGAGAGACAGAAUCAGUCUCCCUUUUGUAAUGCAAAGUCAAAACAUUCUUUUCAAGUUAAUAUUAUUUGAGCAUAACUCAUCCCACUACACAAACAAUUGUUGUAUCUAUCUUCUAUAUGUUGAUGGAGCAUUUGUAUAUUGUAAACAAACUUGUUAGAAACCCGACAACGUUUAGGUGUGAAAAUCAUGAAUGAGAAAAUAGUUACACAUAUUUCUUUGGUAAUCAAUUUCAUAUUUCUCC